GAGUUGGUUGGGAAAGAAGGGCGCGGUCCUGAGAGAUUCCAACGCCCUGGUUCUUCUUAACAUGGUCAUCAUCAUCUUCUUCUUCCUCGCCUUCUUGAUCUAGGCUGAAACUGAGACUUGAACAACCAAGGGAGAGAGAGAGAGAGAGAGUUGAGGUCCGACGAGUUCUGCCAUCACCAGCACUACCACUACUACUACUACCACCUCCACCACCACCACCAUAACCACUACUAUUCCUUGUACUAGUUCAGCCAUCCAAUGCUGCGCCGAAUGUCAACUUGCGCUCAUUUUUUCCCUUUUAAUCUUUCAUGACACGAGUUGGGAAAAUACAUGUUCGAAUUGGGAGCAAGCUUCUUAGUUGAAUCGAGGAUGUGCUUGGACAAGACGAUCCCUCCGACCACGUCCAGAAAACACUUAGAGAAUUCCAUGCUGUUCAAAAUUGACCAGCCACUCAGAAAUAGACCAAGUUGGCGACCAGUAGCAAGCAACACGCAUCUGUGUCCAUUCUCAGUGGUGAUCUCUUAAUAAGAAAAGUGUGAAGUUAAUGGAGUGAAGGUGUCAGUCAAACUUCGGUUCCAUCCUUCCAUUAUCCUGAAUACAACACAUUCACACACACACACACGCAACCAAAAUUGGCUCUGCGUCAAGAAGCAAAAAAGCCACGACAAUAAUAGGAUUCAUACGCACAUCCGCUCAUCAAUUUCCAGGGCCCUGGGUCCUUCAUUGCCGUAUCCUUGUCUUCUUCACACUAUUUUACCACCGCCAUGACGGAGGGCAUCGGAAUACCCGGAACCUUAUCUCGAGCCGGAGUGGUGCCGCCACCGCCGCCCUCGAUGACCUUGGCCGUGGCUAAUUCGGUUCCCAAUCUACCUUUUACGAACCCAUUAUUGGCACAAAUGGGCCAAUUCUUUCUCAGCUUACGUGAACAACAUCGUCAAUUGCUCAAGAAUGACGAACAGCCUUUCGAUUUGUCGGCUCGAAACGGAUCCUCUGCCGAAGAGGAUGACACAGCCCACGAACAUUCGCAAGAGCCCAACGAUGAGCAGCCAUUGGAUCUCAGACUUGAUUCUAAAAAGUCCAGUCCACCGUCUCAAGUGAAGCGCGUGGAGGCCAACAAUAAUAACAAUGAUAAUACGGAUACCAUCGUCAACAAUAACAAUAACAACAGCAAGAAGAAAAAUGAUGACAAGAGUAACAGUAGCAGUAGUAGCAGUAGUUGUAGAAGCAAUCAGCAUAGUCAAUUCUCGUCGUCCGAGGCGAUUUCAAAUGGAAAACCACUGGAUCUCAAUCACAAUAUGCUUCCGCCGCCUCGUCAGGUUGUUCCUUUGUCUCCUGUUUCGUCGACCUUCUCCAAUCCUGGAGGCAAUACCAUGGGAUUAGUGUCUCCUUCGAAAAGGAAAUCAGACACACCCAUGCAGUUCAGCAACGAUAGGAAAAUGGCUCUCCUCUCUAGCCGGGGUCCCUUUCAUCCUCAUCACCAUGCACAUCAUCACGUGCAUCACCAUCCACAUCAUCAGCAUCAUCACCAUCACCACCACCAGCCUCAACAACUACAACCAGCUAGUAGUCGGAUCAGUCUAGUCUCCAGUUCAACCCCUCCGUCACCCUCGUCUUCUACCGGUUCAAAAGUGGUGCCGUUCUCACCGAACAAAACGCCUGCCAUUCAUGUCCAAAAGCCUUCACUAAGAUCCCCCUUCUUGCCCGCUACAACCUCGGGAGGGCCUUUGACCUCGAAACAAAAGGCCGAAAGAUAUGGGUGCAAAUAUUGCGGGAAAACUUUUCCCCGCUCGGCGAACUUGACUCGCCAUCUUCGAACUCACACGGGUGAGCAACCGUACAAGUGCCAAUUUUGCGAGCGAUCCUUUUCCAUUUCUUCUAAUCUUCAACGCCAUGUUAGGAACAUUCACAACAAAGAGAAGCCGUAUCGAUGCCCGUUGUGCGACCGAUGCUUUGGCCAACAGACCAAUUUGGACAGGCAUCUCCGAAAGCAUGAGAACGACGGUCCAACCAUCUUGGAUGGGAUUCGACCUCGACCUCUAACCUCGAAAUCAUUUCUAGUCAAAAUGGCAAAAUUCCCCGAGGUGUCUAGUUACAAAAUGUGCCAAUUCCAAAAGAAUCUCCUUCGACCCGAGACUGUGAGUAAGCAUCACGGAGUGACUUGGGACGAACGAACGUAUGAGCACGAUCAAGUGAACGGUGUUUCGCGGCUCAUUCGCCCGGUGAAAGACGAAGGGUCGGACGGGAUGAAAACCAUCUCGGGCUCAACCUCAUCUUCGGAAGCUCAAAAUAAAUCAAAUAGUUCAAUUGAAGACAGUGAUGAGGACCAAGAUAUCACCGUGGACGAUGAUGAGGAGGACGAGGAGGACGAGGAGGAGGAAGAAGAAGAGGGUGGUGGUGGUGAAGAAGAUGUCGAGGAAGAAGAAGAAGAAGAAGAUGACCAAGACGAGGAAGAGCGAAAUCCUAAGGAAGCACCAAAACCAGACAAAGCCGUCGGAAAGGAAGCCCACGAAGAGGAGAGAGAGGAAAGUGAUCUCGUUGGAACGAAGGAGAGCGGUGUGCGUGGCGAUCAAGUGGCCGCUGAGGAGGAAGAAGAAGUUGUCGGAGAGGAGGGAAAAGCUGCUCAAACCCAUCAUGCAUGAUAGCAUCACCACUGGCCAACUGGCUGUCUGCUUGCUUCCAUCCAACAGGACAAGGUGGACAAGAAAAAAUUAGGUCAAGCCAGAUGGGCGAGGAUGAGAAGGAAGGACUUCACCUCGCCCCGAAAUAUCCAACCCACCAACCCACCAACCACCAACUAAAGUAUAUGUGUGUGUUUGUGUGUGUGUAGAAUAUGAACGCACAGACACAGUCAAUCUCGAUUUGAAUCAUAUGAAUUGUUAAACUUUGAGAACAUGUUAAAAUAUACAGAGGUUUUAUUGAUUGAAAGGUA
Molecule: messenger RNA, 2929 nt
Organism: Tigriopus californicus
Lineage: Eukaryota; Metazoa; Arthropoda; Copepoda; Harpacticoida; Harpacticidae
Product: zinc finger protein sens-like
Exons: 2
Coding region: 765-2639 (624 amino acids)
Biological process (GO): regulation of transcription by RNA polymerase II
Cellular component (GO): nucleus
Molecular function (GO): DNA-binding transcription factor activity, RNA polymerase II-specific; RNA polymerase II transcription regulatory region sequence-specific DNA binding
Source: RefSeq, a predicted model, not a curated record